Molecule: messenger RNA, 3979 nt
Organism: Melospiza georgiana
Lineage: Eukaryota; Metazoa; Chordata; Aves; Passeriformes; Passerellidae
Product: arg8-vasotocin receptor-like
Exons: 2
Coding region: 158-1273 (371 amino acids)
Biological process (GO): regulation of systemic arterial blood pressure by vasopressin; positive regulation of vasoconstriction; G protein-coupled receptor signaling pathway
Cellular component (GO): membrane
Molecular function (GO): peptide binding; vasopressin receptor activity
Source: RefSeq, a predicted model, not a curated record
ACGAUCCAAGUCCCACUGCUUUAGUUCACAUGAGCAGGAAGAUUUGCUCGAAGAUACCCUGAAACUGGAACCCAGGCUGGUCUGUUUGCCAGCCAGUGCUUCACUGCUGUCAACCUCAGUCGCAAGUGGCAGCUACCGUGAGUAGCUUCUGUGCAUCAUGAAGAAUUUUUCAUUUCCUGUGCAGGAUAACACACAUCAGACCGAGAGUCCUCCUCCUCACAGGUUCCUGAGUUUGACAAAUCAGUCAGAUCCUAUUGGAAGACCAGAAAGAGAUGAGCAAUUAGCUCAAGUAGAGAUUGCUGUGCUGGGGGUCAUAUUUCUGACAGCGUCUGUGGGCAAUUUCAUUCUCAUUCUCGUGCUGUGGCGAAGAAGAAAGAAGCUGUCUAGGAUGUAUGUGUUCAUGCUUCACCUCAGCAUUGCUGACUUAGUGGUAGCCUUUUUCCAAGUGCUGCCUCAGCUCAUUUGGGAUAUUACAGAUGUUUUCAUAGGGCCAGAUUUCUUGUGCAGAAUUAUCAAGUAUCUACAAUUGCUGGGCAUGUUUGCCUCUACUUAUAUGAUAGUGGUCAUGACAGUGGACAGAUAUCAAGCUGUUUGCUACCCUAUGGUUACUUUCCAAAAGAAGAGAGCUCUCUGGAACAUCCCCAUUUGCAGCAGCUGGUCUAUAGCGCUGAUUCUUAGCCUACCACAGGUAUUUAUCUUUUCUAAGACUGAAAUAUCUCCAGGUGUCUUUGAAUGUUGGGGUGAAUUUAUUCAGCCCUGGGGGCCGAGGGCAUAUGUGACUUGGAUUUUUGUAGUUAUAUUCUUCAUUCCCUCAGCAAUCCUUAUCACAUGCCAGGUCAAGAUUUGCAAAAUAAUCAGAAGAAAUAUAAACGUGAAAAAACAGAAUGAAUGUGAAGCAACAAAUCAGAAUCAAGUCCUGCCGUCCCGAGCAAGCAGUGUGAACUGUAUUUCAAAGGCUAUGAUCAAGACAGUAAAAAUGACAGUGGUGACAGUUGUUGCCUAUGUUCUGUGUUGGUCACCUUUCUUCAUUGCCCAGCUGUGGUCUGUGUGGUUCCCCAGCAUCCUGACCGAAGGUUCAGCAUUCACCAUUAUAAUGCUCCUUGGCAAUCUAAAUAGUUGUGCCAACCCAUGGAUUUACAUGUAUUUCUGUGGCCAGAUUCCACAUUGCACAAGCAAGCAGCUGGAGAAUACCUCGGCUCAAGAGGAAUCCGUGUUCACGGGGAGCAUUCAUCUCGCAGACAGAGACCCUGAGGAGAACAGCACUUCUGCAUAAAUGCUGAGGGCUUCUUGUUGUUUUGUUACAUUCCCUCUGUUCACAAGACAUAUUGAUAUUUUGCCAUCAUCCCUUAUUUUGUGGAUAAGGAAGCUGAAAAAUUGGUUUUUGUUGUAAAAGAAUAUUUCUCUGCAGUUCUGUAGCAUAUUCAGAAAGUUUCUGUGUUGUGCGAGCCUGACUCAGUGCUUCAAUCACCACUGUCUUAUAAUUCCUGUAAAGACUGACAUAGAUACAUAAAAGUAUCUUAGAUAUUUUGUGUUCUGAAGUACUUCCCCAUCUGUGAUUCUGGAUUUCUAAAAAGUAAAAUUUUAUUACUAACUGGUUCAACAAAUUGAAACAUAAUUAAAAAGAAACCUGAUCUAAUUAAACUUAAAUAUGAUUUCAGAGUGAACCAGGAAUUGUUCAUCAUUCUGGUGUGAUUGAGGGACAAUCACAAAUCUUGAGAAGGCAGCACAAAGUCAGAAAAAGCUCUUGCCAGCUCUUACUAGCACCUGGUUUAAAUUAACUCUUUAUGUACAUUUAUAAAAAGCCAAGCAGCUUAAUAUAAUUAAAAAAAAAUAAAAAUUGGUGUGCUCGUGACAUUGAACCCCUACUUCAGUUUCAAAUUCCAUUGUGAAUUGCAGGUAUCAGCAGCAUAACAGCAGUUCAAGUUUUUUGGCUUCACACCAUGGGAUUUGAUUUUCCAUGCAUUUCCUGAUGUGUCAGCAGUUAACUGGACACCUACACACACCCCAUACACACACAUAUACAUACUCUAAAUAAAAGUGGGUGCUAAGAGAGACACUUUCAUUUGGCAUUCAGACCCAUUUGUUCUAGCAUGAGAUUUAUUGACAGAGAACCAAUUAUUAUUUUAUUCUUUAGUAUCCCUUUAGGUUCAAAUUCAAAUAUUUCCCUUUGCUGUAAAAAUAAAUCUGCAUAUCUUUAUUUCAAAUGCCAUUUGUUUGUUGGUUUGUGGGUGUUAUAUGCAGGUAGCUAUUUAUUUCCUUUCAAUGUCUGCAAUCUGAUCAGAGGAAUAUGGAAAAAAUAUCAGCAAGGCUCUUUCAGGUGAAAAUGGAUCUGCAGGGACUCUGUGGCACUUACAUCUGGUGACAUGUAAGCUGUCUACAUUACACUGUGUUUCAUCACAUUUCAGUUCUCUGAGUGCUAGCAGUCUCAAAUUUCAGUAGAAAAGCUAUAAAAUUGUGGGGUUUUAAUGCUCUUUAAAUUGUAGUCAAAGAAAUACUGAUUUUAACUAAGUACUGAUCACAUAGUGAGAAAUUCUGCUGUACGGUGAAUAGUAAUGCUUCGGGUUAAUUUAUGCUGAAAUGACUGCAUAUUCAAUGAUUUCUAUUCUCUGUAUAACUAGACCAGAUAAGGGCAAGAACCAAAUAUUGCUGUUCCUUAUAAUGGGAAAAGUUGGUGCCCCAGCUCAGCUGACAAGUGCCGGUCUCUAUCUGUUAGGAAGAGGAAGAAGGUGGGUGAAGGUAGUACCAGAGCGAGAAUGGGAAGGGUUUGUAUGAAGGUCUUACUAUAAUUACAGCUGGUAGAUUUUUCUUGCUGGUUUUUUUCCACUCUCCCUUCAAUUAGUGGUUAAUAAUUUUACCCCACAAAAAGUUUCCUUUUAGAGCAAAUCUGUAACUCAGGUGAAUGUCCUUAUCGGGGGUAAGAAUAUCCAAGAUACAAUCCAUUCUAUUGAUAGGAUAUUGAUACAGCCACUCACUGACUUCCUAAGACUUUCAGUCAAUUAGCUCUAAGUGAAGUUUUCCCUUUUGACUUAAUCCAAUGGUUAAUGGUAGGAUUUUUGGGGUUUUUUUUCCAUUUCGUUUGAUUGUAGUUACAAUCAGCAUAAUACGCAGACUUGAAAGGAACUGAAAACAGAAAUGCUUCAAGGAAUCACCUGUGUCACUCACUACUGUAUUGGCAGCAAAACUCCUCAAAAGGCACUAAUUUGCAAAGAAAACAGGCAUUCAGAUUGUGUGCAAAGAGUCAUCCAGAUCCAGACCUGGUGGAAGCCACAGACUUCUGUUCAGAUGCUACAGUGGAGUCAUUGUGCCAUUUGACACCACCUGAUCUGAUCUCUGGUAGAAGUUUAAAGGUAUAAAUUCUACUAUUUUCAUUUUUGCAUUGCUGAUAUAUUUGUUGCCAGCUCUAUAAAUAAUUUGGUAGAGUUGGGUUUUGCAAAUAACAGUACCUCGAUGUGUUCAUUAAAUGUCUGAGAGAAAUGUUAACUGUCCCUUAUCUCAGAUAUUUAAAUCAUGUAGUGAAUGAAAUAUCAGAACUUCAGAAGUUCAAUGGUGAUUUUUCACUAUCUGUAAUGUUCAAAACACUUAUAUUUUUGUCUCUCAAGUGUUUUCUUUCUGAUUUUUUCAUUUUCCUUCCUCUGACAUCAGUCCUGCUCCUAAAAAGAAAACUAAAGGUUGCACUAUAGUGCAAACUACAGGCUGUAGAUACUUGUAGUUUCAGUCUCUCAGGAGAUAUUUGAACACAGGUAUUCCAGCUAUUUCUCUUAGGAAAAUGAAGUGGGCUGCAUUUUCCAGAUGUAUGUCCUCAUUCCACAUGCCCUGCCCUGCCUACCCAUGGGUAGCACUGACUAACAGUCUCAGGGGGGAGUUUUGUUCAGGCCCACUGUUUUUCCAUCAAAACUCAUUUUCAAAUGAUGAGAAAUUCAUUUGGGUAAAUUUUUUCCUUUCCCUUUUUAUUUUAAAAAGUCCUUAUAAUGUGCACCUU